Messenger RNA from Auanema sp. JU1783, 699 nucleotides. The record is from the annotation of a GenBank genome assembly. Lineage: Eukaryota; Metazoa; Nematoda; Chromadorea; Rhabditida; Rhabditidae.
UUGACUAAACUUCUCGUUUGUCUAUGUUUCGGGAUCAAUGUGCUUGCAGAUAUCCUCGAAACAUCUAGCAAUUCUGCCUUGAUUUCUGCUCUGAAUACACCAGAGAGACUGACUGAAAAACUCUGUGACAAAGACGAUGAGUUGGCCAAGAUUUCUUGCUUGAGCCUUGAAGAUCUCAAAGAACUUUGGAAUGGCAUUUUCCCCCCUUGGCCCGCCUCUACAUACGGUUCCAUGUUAUUCAGAGAAACUUUCACUCUCAUCGGGCUGGAGGAGUUACGCAAAACCCUGAACUUACCACCACCUCGUCUUUGGGCGCCCUACAACUCUACGGAACCGAGUAAGGAAGAACUCGAAUCGGCACCGACUCUCGAGGCUUACUUCAAUCUCAAGGAGCCUGAAAUUUUUAAACGCAGCUAUUAUAGCUUAUUUUUCUAUGAGCACAAUUUCGUUAGGGCCAUGAAUGUUCUGGACAAACAUGCACCCGUGAUUCGAGCCGUUUUCAGGUGUAAAUUCGAGAUGAUUCGAUCGCUUGAUGAGGAACGACUGACAGAAAGACAGAAAAUCGAUCGCAUGAUUGCUGAACUUAGCACGAUUAAAGAUAAAUUGAAUUCUACGAUCGAACUAAUGUUCUAUAUAAAUUGCCGAAAAGACGAAUUGACGAAAAGCGUCAAACCUAAUUCAAAAAAUGUAAUUUUUUGA